Molecule: messenger RNA, 1543 nt
Organism: Cyanistes caeruleus (blue tit)
Lineage: Eukaryota; Metazoa; Chordata; Aves; Passeriformes; Paridae
Source: RefSeq, a predicted model, not a curated record
GAGCUGUGCUGUGCUUGUCCUGCAGCCAACACCGGUUAUCCUGCUGAAGGAGGGCACGGACACCUCGCAGGGCAUCCCGCAGCUGGUCAGCAACAUCAACGCGUGCCAGGUGAUCGCUGAGGCCGUGCGCACCACGCUGGGCCCGCGCGGCAUGGACAAGCUCAUCGUGGAUGAUCGGGGCAAAGCCACCAUCUCCAACGAUGGGGCCACCAUCCUGAAGCUGCUGGACGUUGUCCAUCCUGCCGCCAAGACCUUGGUGGACAUCGCCAAAUCCCAGGAUGCAGAGGUGGGGGAUGGCACCACGUCCGUGACCCUGCUGGCAGCCGAGUUCCUGAAGCAGGUGAAGCCCUACGUGGAGGAGGGGCUCCAUCCCCAGAUCAUCAUCCGAGCCUUCCGCACGGCCACGCAGCUGGCUGUGAACAAGAUCAAAGACAUCGCUGUGUCUGUCAAGAAGGAGGAUAAAGACGGUGGAGUCUUGGAGCUCUUGCUGCAGUCAGUGGCAAUGUUAAAUCUCAGCACUUCCCUGAGGAUCAGAUCCCUUUUUAGCUGUCACACAGCAAGUGAGCAGAGGAGUCUCCUGGAAAAGUGUGCAGCCACAGCCCUGAGCUCCAAGCUCAUCUCCCAGAGCAAGGAGUUCUUCUCCAAGAUGGUUGUCGAUGCUGUGAUGAUGUUGGACGACUUGCUGCAGCUCAAGAUGAUUGGGAUAAAGAAGGUGCAAGGAGGAGCUUUGGAAGACUCCCAGCUGGUGGCUGGAGUUGCCUUUAAGAAAACUUUCUCCUACGCUGGGUUUGAGAUGCAGCCCAAGAAGUACCAGUCCCCCAAAAUCGCCCUGCUCAACGUGGAGCUGGAGCUGAAAGCUGAGAAGGACAACGCCGAGGUCAGAGUCAACACGGUGGAGGAUUACCAGGCCAUCGUGGAUGCAGAGUGGAACAUCCUGUACGACAAACUGGACAAAAUCCACAAGUCAGGGGCCAAGGUGGUGCUGUCCAAGCUGCCCAUCGGGGACGUGGCCACCCAGUACUUCGCAGACAGGGACAUGUUCUGUGCCGGCCGCGUCCCGGAGGAGGAUCUCAAGAGGACCAUGAUGGCCUGUGGGGGAUCCAUCCAGACCAGUGUCAACGCCCUGUCAGAUGAUGUGCUGGGCCACUGUGAGCUCUUUGAGGAGACCCAGAUUGGGGGAGAGAGGUACAACUUCUUCACGGGCUGCCCCAAGGCCAAGACGUGCACCAUCAUCCUGCGCGGGGGCGCCGAGCAGUUCAUGGAGGAGACGGAGCGCUCGCUGCACGAUGCCAUCAUGAUCGUCAGGAGAGCCAUCAAGAAUGACUCGGUGGUGGCAGGUGGCGGGGCCAUCGAGAUGGAGCUCUCCAAGUACCUUCGGGACUACUCACGCACCAUCCCGGGCAAGCAGCAGCUGCUGAUUGGAGCCUACGCCAAGGCCCUGGAGAUCAUCCCCCGGCAGCUCUGCGACAACGCCGGCUUCGACGCCACCAACAUCCUCAACAAGCUGCGAGCUAAGCACGCCCAGGGCGGGAUGUGGCCCUGA